Mugil cephalus (flathead mullet) is the source of this 1440-nucleotide messenger RNA. Its product is annotated as sialic acid-binding Ig-like lectin 12. The coding region runs from base 164 to 1291 and encodes 375 amino acids. The transcript is spliced from 5 exons. The record is from RefSeq and is a predicted model, not a curated record. Lineage: Eukaryota; Metazoa; Chordata; Actinopteri; Mugiliformes; Mugilidae.
CACUGACAAUACUUCCUUUUAAGGAGAUCAGUCAGUCAAUCAUAAGAGAGAAAAGCUGGUUGGUCGUGGUGGUGGAGCAGUAUAGCUCAGCGGUGCACCAAGAAACUUCCUGAAACUUUAUUGCCUCGUAAAGAGGAAGAAAUUGAAAAGUGACCAGAGGAAGAUGACUUCGGAGCAUAAAGACAGCAGAGAUCACUGUGACAAGAAGAGAGAACAAGACAAAAGAGUUUGUCGUGUGGAGGAAGAGACUGAAGUUGUCAAGCAUCAUCUCAGGAUGUUUGUUCUCUACUGGGUGACUCUGCUUUUCUCUGUGAGAGGCAGCAGUGCUGACGCAGACUCAUCAACUGGAUUAAAACAACACUGUGGCCCAAUAGAUGGCUACUGUGUUAGUCUCAGUGAGGGAACCAUAACAGCAGAGGCUGGACUCUGUGUUGUGAUACCAUGUUCUUUCACUACUGCUAGUGCCUUCAGACCCUCCGCUAUAGUGUGGUACAAAUGUGAUCCAUCAAAAGAAAGAUGUGAUGACUCUGACAUCAUAUUCCACUCCAGUGAAAACAAUCAAAAAGCUCAGUCUGGAUUCAUAGGACGAGUGUCAUCUUUAGAGCCUGAUGUGAGACAGAGAAACUGCAGCAUCAUGAUUAAUGAUCUGAAUGAGUCUGAUUCUGGAUCAUACCAACUCAGAGUUAAUGGAGACCUGAAUGGGAGGACAGAUGGAUUUACAUACCCUUCAAGAUCAACUGUUUCUGUUAAAGACUCAUCAACUGGAUUAAAACAACACUGUGGUUCAGCAUAUGGCUACUGUGUUAGUCUCAGUGAGGGAACCAUAACAGCAGAGGCUGGACUCUGUGUUGUGAUACCAUGUUCUUUCACUACUGGUUAUGGCUUUACACCCUCCGCUAUAGUGUGGUACAAAUGUGAUCCAUCAAAACAAAGGUGUGAUGACUCUGACAUCAUAUUCCACUCCAGUGAAAACGAUGAAAAAGCUCAGUCUGGAUUCAUAGGACGAGUGUCAUCUUUAGAGCAUGAUGUGAAACAGAGAAACUGCAGCAUCAUGAUUAAUGAUCUGAAUGAGUCUGAUUCUGGAUUAUAUCAAUUCAGAGUUAAUUUCUCCCGGAUUUACAUACCCUUCAAGAUCAACUGUCUCUGUGAAAGGUGUCAGUCAGAAGCCCACAGUGAUGAUUCCUCCACUGAUAGAGGGACAGCAGAGCACACUGACCUGCACUGCUCCUGGUCUCUGCUCUGGAUCUGUUCCUACAAUCACCUGGAUGUGGAGAGGAGCAGCAGAGGAUGACUCUCUCCUCAGAGGAAACAUCACUGGUUACCAGACUGAGAAUGUGACUGCUGUCACACAGAGACACAGCUCAACUUUGACCUUUAACUCUUCAGCUGAACACCACGGCUCCAGUAUCAGCUGUAAGGUCAGCUUCACAGGAGGAGCAA